This is a messenger RNA of Rhizoctonia solani, 1188 nucleotides long. Its product is annotated as Retrotransposon-derived protein PEG10. Bases 1 to 1188 code for a protein of 395 amino acids. Lineage: Eukaryota; Fungi; Basidiomycota; Agaricomycetes; Cantharellales; Ceratobasidiaceae. The record is from RefSeq and is a predicted model, not a curated record. Gene Ontology annotation, molecular function: nucleic acid binding; zinc ion binding. The transcript has a single exon.
AUGGAACCGGAGCCGACCACUGCCGCUCUCCUUGAGGCUAUCCUCAACCUCACCAACCAAGUUGGGUCCUUGCAGGCCCAAAUAUCAUCCCAAGGCCAACAGCUCGCAGAGCUCAAAGCCAUAUGCAAGGAAACCAACAACCUUGUUGGUGACAAAGACCAGGGCGGAGCCCAAACCAAGCCUGGCCCAUCGACUGGGCCUAUCACCCCUCCUACCCAUUCAGGGGGGGAAGCUCACACUCCAGGCACGGUUAGGCCUGGGCUCAAAGCCCCAUUCCGCCCCUCAAGAGGAACAGGUUUUGAUUCAGAGGACGAGGAACCAAGGCUCCCCAAAAAGGAGCCUCAAGGAACGCCUAGAAGGCACUUGGGGUAUCUCACUCCCUUUGACGCAGGGUCCAGCGUAAAACAACCCAAGAUGGACCUCCCCAAACCCUUUAAAGGUGACACCAGGGGACGAAAAGCCACUCAGUGGCUCGAUCGAAUGAUGCUAUGGGUAGCUCUCCAUUGCAAUCAGUUCGACGAGGAAGAACAGAUGGUUGUGUGGAUUUUAUACCACAUGACAGACAAGGCCGCUGACUGGGCCCUCCCCAUCAUUGGGAACAUCAUCAAGGGCAAGGGUAACCCUCCUACCACCAUCCAGGCCCUAACAGCCAAAUUCAAGGAAGCCUUUGCCAAUCCCGACGCCAAACAAGCCACCGCUAGGAAAAUUGCUGCGCUCACUCAGACAACCACUACGUCUGAGUAUGUUACCGAGUUCCGCAAUCUUAUGGCAGAACUUGAUUGGAACACUGAGGCGUACAUUGCCCAGUUUGUGCGCGGUCUUCACUGGAAGGUGAAGGAACUCCUGUCCACCAAGGACAAUAUCCCGGACGACGACCUUGAGGCUAUAUUUGCUGCCUCCGUCAAAAUAGACAACAUUUGUUGGGAAAACGAGGAGAACCGACCCAAGAAAACCCCCGCUAAGUCCCCGGUUUCCACAGCCACCACUUCCACCACCACCACUCAACGGGUCCGCUUAUCAGAGGAUCCUAACUACGUCACUCCGGAGGAAAGGGACCGCCGCCGCGCAUCUGGGCUGUGCGUCAAAUGUGGGCAGAAGGGCCAUGGAAUCAAGCAGUGUCCCAAUGGUUGGAAGGCCACUCCCAAAGAAACUGCCAAGGUGGCCCAGGACAAGUCGGAAAAAGAGUAA